Messenger RNA from Salvia hispanica, 746 nucleotides. Its product is annotated as plant/protein. The record is from RefSeq and is a predicted model, not a curated record. Lineage: Eukaryota; Viridiplantae; Streptophyta; Magnoliopsida; Lamiales; Lamiaceae.
UGAAUUUCUGGAUUAAAUUUGAUAAUCGGGUAGAGGCGUUUGUUUAGCGCGAGUGAAUAUCAGAAACAGAGCUCAAGAAUGGAGCUCCAAGAUUCAGGAAUGUUAUCUAGAGAUCAACUGCUUUAUCUCUUUGAUCGAUUCGACUCCCUCACCUCGCAGCCUGAGGUGAAGAAACGGAUUGCUGACGCCGUCAAUGACAAGCAGGAGCCUGUAGCUGUAACCACAACAAUUCAAGAGGAGAUUUUCAUGGAGAUGGGAGUUGACCCACAGUUUGGCGUAUCUUGCUUGGGAAAAGUGAGCUUGGCUUAUGAGGAUGAUCGAGAUUUGAUAAUUCAGUUCUAUCGUUUUGUAGCAAAGGAAGAGAUAGCUUGUGAGGAAGCAGAACUUGGACCAGAAAGAUUUGCAGAAAGAACUGAAACGCUGCAGCGUUUAGAAGCAGAGUCUGAAUUACAGCAACUGGAGAUGUUGAAGAACAUGCGCAACUUCCAGCUGGAUGAUCAGUCUGCAAUCCUUGAAAAGAUUCAUCAACAAAUGGAGAAUGCUGGCUUUGAACCAGAUGCAUCGCUCUUAUCAGUCGAGCAAAUUCAAGACAUUGUUGGAAGAAGAGUGACCCCAGUUUUUCAGCCAAUAUAGUGGACUGUAAUUUAGCAAUUGCUUCUGGGAAGGCAACCUUGUUGUACCAUUUGCCUGGAAUAUGUAAAUCUUGGGCCGUGUUCUAUUUAAAUCUUGUGAAAAAAAGUUAACAA